Funneliformis geosporum is the source of this 488-nucleotide messenger RNA. Lineage: Eukaryota; Fungi; Glomeromycota; Glomeromycetes; Glomerales; Glomeraceae. The record is from the annotation of a GenBank genome assembly.
GUCAAUUUUAUGAAAAGAAUGAAAAUGACUGGGAAAUAUCCGAUAUAAACGAUACAUUAAGUCAAAUAACUCGAAUGGUAAAUAAUAAUGAAGAAAGUGAAGAAAAUGUAAAAAAAGAUAAACCCAGUGGUCCAAAAGCGGAUCAAGAUAAAAUUUACAAUAAAUUUCGUACGUUUCUAAUUGAUAAUAUGAAGGGUGAAAGAGAUGAAAAAGAAACAUUUGUUAGUUUUUCUGGACUUCAACAAGAAAUAGAGGAAAGUGAAAUUCAAAUUAAGCUUGUAAAUAUUUUAAAUAUUUUAAAUAAUGAAAGCAGUGGACUUUCUUAUUAUAGAAACUUAAUUAAUUUCCACAUUUCGAGUUUAAAUAAUGAAAAAAUGGUUAAAGAAAAAUUACGUAAUAUUAUUAAUAAAAAAGAAAAAAGAGCAAAAAUUAAAAAGAUUGCAAAAAGGUUUUAUACGAUAGCUAAAAGUUGUGCAAAGGAUAGGUAG